Saprolegnia diclina VS20 is the source of this 555-nucleotide messenger RNA. RefSeq lists its product as hypothetical. Gene Ontology annotation, cellular component: catalytic step 2 spliceosome; U2-type prespliceosome; U2 snRNP. The transcript is spliced from 2 exons. Gene Ontology annotation, biological process: spliceosomal complex assembly. Bases 1 to 555 code for a protein of 184 amino acids. The record is from RefSeq and is a predicted model, not a curated record. NCBI's taxonomy places the organism in Eukaryota, Oomycota, Saprolegniomycetes, Saprolegniales, Saprolegniaceae.
AUGGACUCGAACCGGUCGACGACGCAAGCGGUCGCCGCCAACCAAGACGCCAACGUCGCGCGGCGCGAGCGGCUCCGGCGACUGGCGCUGGAGACAGUGGACCUCGUGGCAAACCCAAAUAUCCUCGUCCAACAACUCGUCGGCUUUGAGUGCCGGUUGUGCGCUUCCUGGCAUGCCAAUGAAGCACAAUACAUGGCGCACACGCGUGACGCAGGGCACCAGUACAACCUCUUGGCGCGUACGUCGGCUGACCGGAUGCUGCCUCCAGGAAGGCCGCCGAUGCGGCGACCGACGACCUACACGAUGACAACACGGCGCGACCCCGAUACGCAAGCGAACAUUGCGCAUAUUCAAGUCUUUUGUCCAUGGAGCCAGGGCGAUUUUGAGUGCAAGGUCGAUUCGGAUGGCGACAAGCAGUACCUGCGCGCGCAUUGCACUGGGCAUGAGGUCGUCGAUAUCGAUCUAUCGCAUCAUGGCGUCAUUGUCUCUCGCGUGGCAUCCUGGGACGAGCUCAGCAAGACGCUGACCAUUGACGUUACGUUUGGCACUUUGUAA